Molecule: messenger RNA, 2487 nt
Organism: Aspergillus puulaauensis
Lineage: Eukaryota; Fungi; Ascomycota; Eurotiomycetes; Eurotiales; Aspergillaceae
Exons: 3
Coding region: 1-2487 (828 amino acids)
Source: RefSeq, a predicted model, not a curated record
AUGGAGUUGACCGUGGCGGAGGCCUCUGGUCUCAUCGCUGCUGGUGUUUUUGUCCUGCAGGUUUUGCUUCCUCUUGCUAUUCCAUGGGCUCUUAUUGCUUUUCUGUCGAAUGAAAAUUCUAUUCUCACGUGGACUGUCCUUGGCCGUACCCUGCAUUCAUCACUCUGGCCGAGUAUUCUCAACUCGAGCAGUGCAGAGACAGCGGGAGUUCCAUGGCGCAUUUAUUUGACAUCGUGGGGCCAGACUAUUUUACUGUUUGUGCUAUCGGUCGCUGCCAUCUGCUCGCCGCUGGGGCUUUACUCGUCUAUUGAGCCCGCCGGGUCAUCCACCGAGAAACCGUUCCAUUAUAUCCCCGAUAAAUCUGCCUUUGGGUAUGGAACGCCAUCUCGCAGUUCUGGACCGUUUACGCGGUUUUGUGGACUUGAAAUUUCGUGCCCGGGGACGACCCUUAAUCAAACAUGCGAGACUAGAGGAUUGACGGAGGUUUGCAAUAAUACUGUCUACGAGAGCCGUGUUCCGCAGGAUUUAAUGACAGUCUUCAACAAUGGCGCGGCUUCUAUUGGUCCCACAGUCUCUAGUAUAUUCGAUAUCCAGUAUCGGAUGUACAGGAACUCGACGGACCCGUACAGCAUUCUGUCGUGGUACACGAAGCCAGAUUACCGGACCAUGUCUACCAUCAUUCUAGAAGACAAGAUAAAACUGGUGGAAGGGCUAGUUACUGAUCUCGAGCAUGGCGGAAUUGGAUUUCGCAAUCACACUGCACCAAACGCGACUCUGAAGUAUGGGGCUACCUGGACGGAGGACAUUUUAUUCAUUGAGCCAGAGACAGAAUGCGUCUCUCUGAACCUGAGCAUCAACGCCGUCACGCCGCCGUGGAAUUUCAAUGAACGAUAUCUGCUGAAUAUAUCUCUUGUUGACGAGGGGGGAUUCGCUGCUCUGCCCCGGACAGUGCCGGCGAUUGCUCGGUCAGGAACCGUCAACGGACAGAAUAGAUUUGACUUGAAAGAACGAGCGUCCAGGGCAGCGUGGGUGAACAACUACUACACCAUGUUAUUCUUGAACCUGACAGAUCGUGACUCGAAAUCUAUCACUCGCGUCGACUCAACCCAGGGGAAGAGAUUUGAUCUCGGGGAUGAUAAAAGCAAUAACUUCACCAUUGCCUUCUCUGCUAUUCAAACCAACAUCAACUUUGGGUCGUAUCUGAACCUGACUACUAAUCAUAGCCAGAGUUCGAAUCCGCAUAAUGUUACUGCUAUCGACUUCGACACCGCAUCCAGGGCGUGCGGCGGCACAACCAGCCAAAGUCCAUCCAAUAUCAACAGUUCUUUGAUCGCCUGCGGCCUCGUUCUAGGGGCUGCGACGCGGAUAGAUGGAGGCGACGACCUUAUCCUAGACCCGGACACCAGAUGGAAGAUUCCACUAUACUCAUGCGCGACAGCCAUGAAAGCAAGUAUAAAGACCGCCGAGUUCCAAUACAACGGAACAGGGCUGGACGCACUCAAAGUACGAUCACUAAAGCCUAAAAAGUACGACGAUACCAGCCUCCCGGUCUGGGGCGUUGAAAGUCUACCACGGCAGAGCAUCGACACGGCACCUCCCAUGUGGGGGAUUGUCAGUCCUGGUGCAACUACCGCCGAGUCUACUCUCGACCACUACAACAUCUCUUCAAUCACAGCAGAAAGCCUUUAUCUCCCGGGAUACAUGGACCAGAACUACCCCCUGCUCCGCGGUCUCAAUUCCGUACCCUUAGGAACCGGCCAGAAUCUCCCUGGAGUUGAGUUUUAUAACCAGGCGCUGAUGACAGCAUACACGAUCGGCGCCGCAGGAUUCAACGCCGAGGCAGACUACUCUGGCGCCCGCAGUCUGGCGCUGUAUGCCAAGUGGCAGCGGCUGUUGAAGUCUGCAGAUGGAGCUGCGUCUAUCAUCAACCUCGUCUGGACGGACAUUGCGACUAAUGCCGUUGUUGGGACGAAGGGAUGGGGAUUGGAUGCUGCUGCUUCGAGACUCUCGCUAUCGUCGGCAGUAGACAGUGUCCCAGUAUCAUCGAAUACAAAUGUCCCAGUUACUGUGUAUGAUAGCCACAUCCGCUACCAUAUCCCUUAUGCGGUCCCAGCCUUCGUCACGCUGGGCGCUACCACGAUUCUCCUAGGCUUGCUUAUCGCCUUGUUGAUUAUGAGACGAACUGGACUGAAGCGACUGCGGGUGUUUCUUGAGUCGACCACUAUUGGAAGAGUUCUCUCUCCGUUUGUCCAGUCGGAUGCUACAUCUGAAACCAGCUCUUCGAAAGACUGGGUGAAGCGCGUUGGCCAGCAGAAGGUCAUAAUUACGCCAGACUCUAUCACAGUAGACUCGGUGCCUCUUGGCCCUCAGAGUCCUGCACUUGAAUCUGAAGUUGGAUCUGAAGUGGAUGCGGAAGUUGAAGUUGAAGCUGUAGAGCGGCCAGGAGUGGAAGAAACCAAGCCUCAAACCUCCGUAAACACUAUGUAG